Molecule: messenger RNA, 213 nt
Organism: Scutellospora calospora
Lineage: Eukaryota; Fungi; Glomeromycota; Glomeromycetes; Diversisporales; Gigasporaceae
Source: the annotation of a GenBank genome assembly
GUUUAACGGACAAUCCGUUUACUCGAGCUAUGGGUGAUCACAUAAUGAAAGAUCAAUCAGCGAAAAGGCAUAGUGUCAAGCUGGAUUUAGUAAAAAUCAUUAACUUUCGCGUUCUAAGCAAAGAUAAUGGUUUACCUAUAAAUAACGUGUAUGCUAUUGGUGAUUGCGCUACAGCUCAGGUGGCAAAUCAAAAGGCGAAGCAUUUACGAAAAG